AAGCUCCCCACUUGUUCCACUGAAUGACUUCAGUACGACUUUCGUGUAAUUGUUCAGUUGAAUCCGCGAAACCGCGAAAAGCGGUCCAAAAUAGUAACAUUUAAUAUUGAAAUACAUUCUUGGAACUGGUCGGUAAUACAUAGUCAUCAAACCCACAUACUUUCGGGGAAAAAGAAGUGUUUCUCGGUGUUUCUCAGUUGUGUGCAUUCCAGUAGUUAGCAUUUAGAAAGACCACCCUGUUCACUUGCAGGCUGUUUUGUUAAAAUCAUUUUUACAUUAAAAUAUUGAUUAUCUUUUCUUGGUUCUCGUUCCAUACUCUUUUGGUGAUCUAAAAUUCAUUGGAUAAUUUGGAAAAAUUGUGAUAUUCAAAAAAAAAAUAACAUUCCAGAAAAAGUUUUGUAUUUUCUGAAAAAAAAAAGUUAUUUUGACCUUAAAAUUGUGAUAUAAACGAAAAUUCGAAUAUACCGAAAACGGUAGUGUGAUGUUAUAAGAAAUUUUUGAUAAAGAACGAAAUAUAUGCACAAAUUCCGAUAGUUUUGAGCAAUAAAAGAUAACAAAAUGGUUGUGAAAAAAGCUGCAAAAAACACAUCGUCUUCCACGUCUACGAGUGCUACGACCAGUGCAAAAUCAUCGUCAAUGACAAAAUCUUCCACAACAACAACGUCUACAUCUAAAGUGUCGUCUACAGAUGCCAAGGAGUCCACCUCCUCAUCGGUGCAAAUUAGUGAUGUAACCGGUUUGAAGAAAAGCUCCUCCGGUCGAUCGAUCCAGUCGAUCCAGAGUCAACCCACGGAGUAUAUCGUCACCACACCAGAUGUUCACAGCCAACAACCAGGCAAGGUUCGUUACAUUUUUGGUGGUACCCAGAUCAGCGAGGUGGACUCGGUUAUGCACAAAGAUGGCCACAAAAGAGACACUCAGAGUUUCAUCGAUCAAGAGAGGUCAUCCUCAGCUAUUUCAGUUGACCCUAACUUAAUUUAUACCACCGAGGUCGUAUCAACUGCUCCGGAAACGGUUAUACUCUCAGAAACAUCGUCUUCACAUCAUGCUUCAUCAUCCAGCAUGCAAAAGGGUAGCUCGUCCAGUUACACCUAUGAAAUUGUUGAUGGCAAAGAACGCCUGGUUGACUCCAGCAACCGUGAAUGGGGCUCCAGCCAAAAUCAACAGUCCGAUCAAAGCUUCUCGGCCAAGUUCGGUACCGGCGUCACCCCGGAGGUCAAGUAUUCGGAAAACAUAAGCGAUAAGGCCGUUGCAUUCGAUAGUGGAAAGCCCGGCGAAAGUCCAAUGUAUGAGAAGAAGGCUUUGGCUAGCAGUCGCAAAUUGGAACAAAUUGGUGACUCCAAACCCAUCGAACAUUCAAAAGACGAAUUUGAACAUUCCAAAUAUGAUAAGACCAAGAAAAAAAUACUCACCGAUACUGCUGUUUUUGAAGACAAACGAAUGCUUGACACUGACAGCAUUCUAGAAUCAGUUCCAGCGGGAAUUACGCGUGAAGGCUUGGCUAUCGACAGCGGUUUACCGAGGCAGAUUGAUAGGACAACCAUCAGUCGUACCGAUAGUGGUAUUAGCGACAAAAAUUUGAAACAUCAUCGAAAUGGAGAUAUAACAACAACAACCCAGAUAAUAAAUGAUGAUCGACUGGAUUCCCUGAAUUCCAUUGCGAAUACCAGCAGUCGUCAUGAAACUAUUCAGAGUUCCUCAUCGAAAAAGAUAUCUGAAAAUACGUCUAAAAGCAUGGCAAGUGCUACGACCACCACUUAUACUUCAAAAGUUUGGGACGACAAGACGAACACCUGGAAAGUUGUUGAUGAAACCACGGUUAAUGAGAAAGAUGGAAGGUUCAAGGGACCCGGCAAAUUUGACUCUCCAGAAAGACUGACAAGCUCAACGACAACCACUGAGUACAUAACAACCAUGCCUGGUGGGGGACCCGGCCCUCGAGGCUCACCUAUGUCUACGACCACUGAAUAUAUUACAAGCACUCCUGUAGGAGGACCUGGUCCUCGAGGCUCCCCUAUGUCCACAACCACUGAGUACAUUACAACCAUCCCUGGUGGAGGACCCGGUCCUCGAGACUCGCCCAUGACUACAACAACUGAAUACAUUACAACCAUCCCUGGAAAAGGUCCCGGUCCUCGAGGUUCGCCCACAGAUAAUCUAACUACGACUAUCCAACGCGACAUUACGGACAUAUCAAACAUCGAUCAAUCCACUAUUUCAUUGAAAAACAUCACAGAUUCAACGAAGUUUGACGAAACUAUAACCAAGAAAACCACAAAGACGGGGGUUGUUUCGAGUAUCGAUGACACCCAAAAGACAACCAGGCGCUCAUCAACAACCAGCACAAUUUCCAAUGUAGACGAUACCAAGGACACCGUCACCAGGAAAUCUACUAAAACUUUGGAAAACAUCUCCUCCGAUACCACCAAUGUAUCGAAACAAAUGUACGAUGCGAAAACCAAGACCUGGAAGGAAGUUGACGAGAAAACUAUCAAAUCAAUUCGUCCUUCUUUGGUCCGUUAUGUAAGCCAGGAAUCAGAUGGAACCUUCACGACAAUCUACAAGCGCAAGGUCUUCGAUCAAAAGACCGGCCGCUGGAAAGUUGUCGAUGAGAAAAUCAUCAAGAAUAAAAACACUCCGGAAACCAUACCAGAGAUCAUUGAUGAUGUCACCAAUAUAACAACAACAACUUACACAACAAAAAUCUACGAUACAAAAACUGGUACAUGGAAAAUUGUAGAUGAGAAAUCGUUCGUGGACAAGGAGACUUACGUGCCAACAGAUAUUGUGCACGAAAUUGAAAAAGAUCAUGCUGAUGUGGCCAAUAUAACGACUACCACUGAAAUAACCAAGAUUUUCGAUGCUGCCACCAAUACCUGGAAAGUGGUUGAUGAACGCACACACACAGAUGUUCUCGAGAAAAUCGUUGAGCUCCCCAAGCAAACAAUCUACAUUGACGAUGUUACUGAUAUUGAGAAAAUUACAAAUAUCCAUGACAUCACCGAGAAUCAGACCGACAUAUCUGAUAUAACAAAACGUAAAAAUCUAACAUCAAUAACUUCUGAAGAUAUCACGAAUGUGAUAAUCGACAAAGACACCACUAAUAUCACUAAAGUUGAUGAAGAGUAUGUAACCAAGAAGGAGAGAAUCACCGACGAUCGUGUAACUACUGAUGAUAUCAAUAUUACACGUAAAACCAUUCACGACCGCACUGAUAUCACCGAUUUGAAAGAUGUACGCACAUCAAUUGAAACUGUUGAUGAGACCGACCGCAUCGUCAAACGGGUUGAUGACGUAAAAGGACCAAAACCAUUGAAAGAAGGUCCGGGUCCAGGCAAACCUCAGGAUGAUGACGUUGGCAAAAAGCCAAAACCGAAAAAGCCAGAAGAACCGCAUAAAGAACAAUGCAUUUGUGAAAUAUGCACAUGCGGACGCCAUCGUUGUCCUCACGAAGAACCCACUGAUCACCUGAAGGAUGAAACUACAACAAUCGUUGAUACAACCACGGUUUACAAUAAUACCUUCAAUGAGAAGAUUAUCAAUUAUGCCGAGCUCAAAGCGGAAAUUGUUAAGCCCAAAGAUAAUCUCAAGCCAGAAGGCGAAUUUUACACUCCUGAGAAACCACAAUAUAAACCAGGCGAUCGUGUGGCUCCAUUCAGGCCAGUUGACAAUCUUAAACCUGAGGUGACAGGUGAAUUUACAGAUAUCACUACCAAUAAACGUGACUUUACUGGAGAUGUAACCGAAAAACCUACACCAAUACGACGUAAUACGUGGACCAAAGUCGAAGGUGAUUUCACUACAGAUACAACGAGUAAAACCGAUUUUGUGGACUACACAACUCGAGUGGACCGGACCGUCGUUACUAAACAUACUGACAAUCUAAUCUGCGAGGGAGAUAGGACAUUUGAAACGACAACAAAGAAAGACUUCCAAGACACUGAGGUUACUUAUACCCGACCCCGAAAGCGCACUUGGACCAAGGAUGAUGUCAAUAAAUACUAUGAAACCAUUGAGGAGGUGACAACAACGGAAACUCAUGACACUUUCAAAACAGUUGAGGAUAUUAACAGAGAGCGUUUGACACCUUUCAGACCUUCUGAUAACUUGAAACCCGAAGGUGAAUUCUACACACCUGAAAAACCAGGGUUCAAACCAGCAGAACGCCCAAAACAAGUUAAGCCUGAAGAUAAUCUCAAACCUGAGGGUGAAUUCUACACUCCUGAUAAGCCAGGUUUCAAGCCGGCAGAACGCCCGAAACAGGUACGACCCGAAGACAAUCUUAAACCUGAAGGAGAAUUUUAUAAGCCCGAAAAGCCUGGUUUCAAACCCGCCGAACGCCCCAAGCAAGUCAAACCAGAAGAUAAUCUCAAACCAGAAGGAGAGUUCUAUAGUCCAGAAAAACCUGGUUUCAAACCAGCUGAAAGACCAAAACAAGUUCGUCCAGAAGACAACCUCAAACCUGAAGGAGAUUUCUAUACACCUGAGAAACCAGAGUUCCGCCCAGCGGAGCGACCAAAACAAGUGAGACCGGAAGAUAACUUGCGCCCCGAAGGUGACUUCUACACCCCAGAAAAACCUGGCUUUAAACCAGCAGAGCGUCCAAAGCAAGUUCGCCCAGAAGACAAUCUUAAACCUGAAGGUGAAUUCUACCAACCAGAAAAACCAGGCUUCAGACCUGCUGAGAGACCACAACCAGUAAGACCAGAUGAUAAUUUGCGUCCAGAGGGUAAAUUUUACACUCCGGAAAAACCAGAAUUCAAACCUGCUGAACGACCAAAACAAGUUAAGCCAGAAGAUAACUUGCGUCCAGAAGGUGAUUUCUAUACACCCGAGAAACCUGGAUUUAGACCUGCAGAGCGACCUCAGCAAGUCAGGCCUGAAGAUAAUUUGCGACCAGAAGGUGACUUCUACACACCUGAUAAACCUCAGUUUAGACCAGCUGAAAGGCCAAAACAAGUGAAACCAGAAGAUAAUCUUAAGCCAGAAGGUGAAUUCUACAAACCAGAAAAACCAGGGUUCCUGCCAGCCGAACGUCCAAAGCAGGUCAAACCAGAAGAUAACCUUAAACCAGAAGGUGACUUUUAUCAACCGGAGAAACCCGAAUAUAGAUCCGCGGAGCGUCCAAAGCAGAUUAGGCCCGAAGAUAACCUUCGCCCUGAAGGCGACUUCUACACCCCCGAGAAGCCUGGCUUCCGCCCUGCAGAACGUCCAAAACAAGUUAAACCUGAAGAUAACUUGCGUCCAGAGGGUGAAUUUUAUAGUCCUGAAAAACCUCAAUUCCGUCCUGCUGAAAGGCCGAAGCAAGUCAAACCAGAAGAUAACUUGAAACCAGAAGGCGAAUUCUAUCAACCGGAAAAACCAGGAUACCGCCCAGCUGAACGGCCACAACAGGUUAGACCUGAAGACAAUUUACGCCCUGAAGGUGAUUUCUACACCCCAGAAAAAAUACAAUUCCGUCCAGCUGAAAGACCGAAACAAGUUAGACCUGAAGAUAAUUUGCGGCCAGAAGGUGACUUCUAUACACCGGAGAAACCUGGCUUCCGCCCAGCUGAACGACCAAAACAAAUCAGACCCGAAGAUAAUCUCAAACCUGAGGGUGAAUUCUACCAACCAGAAAAACCCGGUUUCAGGCCAGCAGAACGUCCCAAGCAAGUUAAACCCGAAGAUAAUCUUCGUCCAGAAGGAGAUUUCUACACACCUGAUAAGCCACAAUUCCGUCCAGCUGAAAGGCCAAAACAAGUCAAACCUGAAGAUAAUCUCAAACCAGAAGGUGACUUCUACACGCCGGAGAAACCAGGUUUCCGACCAGCAGAGCGUCCAAAACAGAUCAAACCAGACGAUAAUCUGCGUCCUGAAGGUGAAUUCUAUACCCCUGAGAAGCCGAAAUUCCGUCCAGCUGAAAGACCAAAGCAAGUUAAACCAGAAGAUAAUCUGAAGCCGGAGGGAGACUUUUACGAGCCUGAGAAACCAGGCUACAGACCAGCUGAACGUCCAAAGCAAAUACGCCCGGAAGAUAACCUCAAACCUGAAGGGGAAUUCUAUCAACCAGAAAAGCCAGGCUAUAGGCCAGCAGAACGUCCACAGCAAGUUAAACCCGAGGAUAACCUUCGUCCAGAAGGUGAUUUUUACACUCCUGAAAAACCCAAAUUCCGUCCAGCUGAGCGUCCCAAGCAAGUCAGACCUGAGGAUAAUCUUAAACCCGAAGGUGACUUUUAUGAGCCUGAAAAACCUAAAUUUAGACCUGCUGAACGUCCAAAACAAGUCAAACCGGAGGAUAAUCUUCGCCCCGAAGGUGAGUUCUAUACUCCGGAAAAACCAGGUUUCCGCCCAGCUGAACGUCCAAAACAAGUCAGACCUGAGGACAAUUUGCGCCCAGAAGGAGACUUCCAUACACCAGAAAAACCUCAAUUCCGUCCUGCAGAACGGCCUAAACAGAUCAAGCCUGAGGACAAUUUAAAACCAGAAGGGGACUUCUAUCAACCAGAAAAACCAGGAUACAGACCUGCUGAGCGUCCUAAACAAGUUAAACCAGAAGAUAACCUUAAACCUGAAGGAGAAUUUUAUACACCAGAGAAACCUGGAUUCCGCCCUGCCGAAAGACCCAAGCAAAUUAAACCGGAAGAUAAUCUCAAGCCGGAAGGAGAAUUUUAUCAACCAGAGAAACCAGGCUUCAGACCGGCUGAACGACCACAGCAAGUUAGACCUGCAGACAAUUUACGUCCUGAAGGUGAUUUCUACACACCCGAUAAACCCAAAUUCCGACCUGCGGAGAGACCUAAACAGAUUAAACCUGAGGAUAAUCUCCGACCAGAAGGAGAUUUCUACACUCCAGAUAAGCCGAAAUUCCGACCAGCGGAACGUCCUAAGCAGGUUAAACCUGAAGAUAAUCUUAAGCCAGAAGGGGAGUUCUAUCAGCCAGAGAAGCCCGGGUUUAGACCCGCUGAGCGCCCCAAACAGGUCAAACCAGAAGAUAACCUUAAACCAGAAGGUGACUUCUAUCAACCGGAGAAACCCAAAUAUAGACCUGGGGAACGUCCAAAACAGGUUCGGCCCGAAGAUAACCUUCGUCCUGAAGGCGACUUUUACACUCCAGAAAAGCCUGGCUUCCGUCCUGCAGAACGUCCAAAACAAGUCAAACCUGAAGAUAACUUGCAUCCAGAAGGUGAAUUUUAUACUCCAGACAAGCCCAAAUUCCGACCGGCUGAAAGACCAAAGCAGGUUAAACCAGAAGACAAUCUCAAACCUGAAGGAGACUUUUACCAACCAGAGAAACCUGGUUUCAGGCCCGCGGAACGUCCGAAACAAGUUAAGCCCGAAGAUAAUCUACGUCCAGAGGGAGACUUUUACACACCUGAAAAGCCUAAGUUCCGACCUGCUGAACGGCCUAAACAAAUCAAACCGGAAGAUAAUCUCAAACCUGAGGGUGAAUUCUACCAACCUGAUAAGCCUGGAUUUAGGCCAGCUGAACGCCCCAAACAGGUCAAACCCGAGGACAACUUACGCCCAGAGGGUGACUUUUACACACCUGAGAAAAUUCAAUUCCGUCCUGCCGAACGACCCAAGCAGGUUAAACCUGAAGAUAAUCUCAAACCGGAAGGCGAGUUCUAUCAACCGGAAAAACCAGGCUUUAGACCAGCCGAGCGCCCGAAACAGGUUAAGCCUGAAGAUAACCUUCGACCAGAAGGCGACUUCUACACUCCAGAUAAACCUAAAUUCCGUCCGGCAGAAAGACCUAAACAAGUCAAACCUGAAGAUAAUCUCAAACCAGAAGGUGCAUUCUACGAACCGGAGAAACCAGGGUACAGACCUGCUGAACGUCCCAAACAAGUUAAACCCGAAGAUAAUCUUCGUCCAGAAGGUGAUUUCUACACGCCCGAUAAGCCGAAAUUCCGACCAGCAGAACGGCCUAAACAAGUUAAACCUGAAGACAACCUUAAGCCAGAAGGUGAGUUCUAUCAACCAGAAAAGCCAGGCUUCAGACCAGCCGAGCGGCCGAAACAAGUUAAACACGAGGACAAUCUGAAACCCGAGGGAGAUUUCUACACUCCCGAAAAGCCUGGAUACCGACCAGCCGAACGUCCCAAACAAGUCAAACCGGAAGAUAAUCUCAAACCAGAAGGAGAUUUCUACACGCCUGACAAACCAGGCUUCAAACCAGCCGAACGCCCAAAACAGGUUAAACCUGAAGAUAAUCUGAAGCCAGAAGGUAAAUUCUACACGCCUGACAAGCCUGGCUUCAAACCAGCGGAACGUCCAAAACAGGUUAAGCCUGAAGACAAUCUUAAGCCAGAGGGUGAUUUCUAUAAACCCGAUAAACCAGGCUUUACACCUGGGGAACGACCCAAGCAGGUUAAACCUGAGGAUAAUUUGAAACCAGAAGGCAAAUUCUACACUCCUGAGAAGCCCGGUUUCAAACCUGCCGAGCGUCCGAAACAAGUUCGCCAUGAGGACAAUCUUAAACCUGAAGGAGAAUUCUAUAAACCUGAGAAACCAGGCUUUAAACCGGCUGACCGUCCCAAACAGGUCAAACCUGAGGAUAAUCUUAAACCUGAAGGAGAAUUCUACACUCCAGAGAAGCCUGGAUUCAAGCCAGUCGAACGCCCAAAACAGGUUAAACCUGAGGAUAAUCUCAAACCCGAAGGUGAGUUCUACAAACCCGAGAAGACCGUUGUGCAGAAGACUGUUGAAAGAACUAAACAAAUACGCCAAAAAGAUAACCUUAAGGUCGAGGGUGAUAUGUACAUAACCGACAAGAAGACUGUCCACCAAGUUGUAGAACGCCCAAAGCAGGUUAAGCCUAAAGAUAAUCUUAAACCUGAAGGUAAAUUCUAUGGUGUUGAUGAAGAUACACGCAAGAAGGUCAUUCGCGUUGAGAAGGUAGAAAUAAUCAAACGUGAGGAUAACCUGAAACUGGAAGGAAACUUCGAGGACCAUCGCCGAAGGGAUGACUACACAAUAGUUCGCGGUGAAAGACAUGAAGUUGUCAAGCAUCCAGACAAUUUGAAACCAGAAGGACCAAUGUUCACUCCAGAAAAACCCAAAGCACCUGUUGGCGAAAAGCGCACUCCUAUCAAGCCUCAGGACAACUUGAAACCAGAAGGACCAUUCAAUGCUCCUAAAGACACAAAGUACACUCCCGGGGAGAGAAGAACACCAAUCAAACAUGCAGACAAUCUGCAUCCUGAGGGUGAUCAUCAAUAUCCCACUAAGGAAGGAUUUAAACCUGCCGAAAGACCGAAACCAACCAAACCCAAGGAUAACUUGGUCGUCACUGGAGACUUUGAAACCAAGACAUUGCAAAAAACUGAAUUCACCGAAAAGAGAGGCGAGAGAGUUACGAUCAACAAGCACGUUGAUAACCUUAAGGUUUCUGAUGGGAAAAUUGAGACUACCACAACAACUUCUGAAACGUUCAAGAAACUUCCCAAGGACAAAGGACCACAGCAAGCACCAACACCACGUCGUCGUCAUAUGGAUUCUUCCAUUACUCUAGGCAGCGACACUACCAUCAUGAAGACCACAAACCAGAUUAACUACAACACCAACAUUACUCGUGUUAAAUCCGACAAGGUGACUACAGAGAAGGUUACGAAAGAGGAUACAGACACUAAGAGAUUGCAAGAUGGAACCAUUGUGGUUACUACCAAGAAAGUUACAACAAUUCUUGGAACUGAUAAGCCUAAAGAGCCAGAAACUGAAUACGUUCGAAGACCAACUUCAGUCAAUGUUACUGAGAAAGUGGUCAAAUCAUCGUCCCAGAGGAAUGUAGUGAAUAAACAGAGUCUGGUAGAAGAGAUGAACGUUGUGAAGCAGGAUCACAAAUCUGUACGAAAUAUUAUUGAAAGGACAACAGAUACAGAUAAGACCAUUCGAAAUGUGCGCACUGGCCGAAUUGAAGAUGUUAGGGAUGUUACAGAUAGAACAGUUGUUGUUAACGGAAGUCUUACGGAUAGACCUGACAGACCUGAUAGACCUGGUAGGCCUGAUGGCUCUGAUAGGCCUGGUAGACCCGGUGGGCCUGACAGCUCCGACAGGCCUGAUAGACCUGGUAGGCCUGAUGGUAGACCCGGUGGUCCUGAUGGUAGACCCGGUGGUCCUGAUGGUAGACCCGGUGGUCCUGAUGGUAGACCCAGUGGGCCUGACGGAAGACCCGGUGGCCCUGAUGGUAGACCCGGCGGGCCUGGCAGCUCUGAUAGGCCUGAUAGACCUGGCCCGGGAGGACCAAGCACAACUACAGUCUCUAGGACCGGAAAAACCACGAUUACAUCAGAUGAUGUCCAGAGAGGCGUUAUUCGUGAUGAUACUACCAUAACUAGAACUGGAAAAACGAUUAUCACAUCGGAUGAUACUAGAAGAGGGGUUACUCGUGAUGAUACUACUAUCACUCGAACUGGAAAAACGAUCGUCACUUCAGAUGAUACACAGAGGGGAGUUAUCCGUGACGAUACUACGACUUCGAGAUCACGAAUAACUAACGUGGAAUCGUCUACUAUUACAUCAGAUACAUCUAGAAUUGGACGUGAUACCACAAGUCAAUCAAGAACAACUGUGUCUAGAACUGGACAAGUAAUAAAUAAUGAUGUCGAUAAUAUCAGAACUGGAGGAACACGUACGCACACGACAAUCAUAUAUGGUCCAGGACCCGAUGAUGUAGACAAUAUCAGGACCAGGGAAACUACAACUCGCACUGUAACUACUAGAGGAGGACCCGUAACGAAUGACGUAACCAAUCUUAGAACUGGAGAAACGCAUACUCGUACAGUGGUCACUGGUGGUAGCACAGUGGGCAACAUCAUUCAAGGGUCUUCAACCGAUACUACAAGGUCAACCUCAACCAGAACCGGCCAAACAACGCUCAGUUCGAAUGAUGUGAAUAACCUCAGAACCGGAGGUACCCAGACUACAAUCAUUACCACCGGGGGAACGGCUGGAAAUAUAAUCCAAGGAUCAACAACUCACACCACAAGCACAUCUGGACAAACUAUUCACAGAUCCUCGUCAUCUUCAACUACAAACAGGAUCAUUCACGGAGGUGAUGUUGAACAUACGACUACCAGCCGAACAGUUCAACAGACACAGCAAACGACUCAGGGUCAAGAUGCAGCAAAUCUGUCUCAAACAGAUAAAACCUUCCACCGCAAAAAUGUCCUCUCUUCCUCAGCUGACAUUGCCAACCAAGUGUUUCAUCGCAAGGACAACUAUAGCACUUCCCACGACAAUCUCCACUCCUCAAACAGUCUCAGCUCGACUGGCAUGAUUCAAAGGAAGAGCAUCUCGAAUCUCCACGAUCAAAGCAUGUACACAAACACCUCCAGUGAUCGGCGAAGCUACAGCUCUAUUCAUCGCCAAAACAAGGAUCAUGACACCCGCAAUAUUAUGUCUGUUCACACACAUGUAAUCGAACAACCGCGGCGAGUCGUCCGAAAGGAUAAUUUGACGGUUGGCGGGGAAUGGUAUGGUACCUCCGAGUCAAAGAGCUAUGGCAGUUUCACAAGUGGCAGCCGCACGGAGCGCAUUGUCAACAGGCGUACGUCCAACCAAUCCAGCAUUUCGUUCGGAGAUAGCUCAAGUGCACCCACAACCGUACACCGAAGAGAGUACGUGACCGUGCACCAAGGACCAUGCCCUGCAACGCAGCUGCACAAGGGAACCUUCAAACACACGCGAGACACCAAGGAGCACAAGUUCUAUAAGCCAUCCAUCAACUGAAUCAGUUAGGGUAGAUUUAAGGAAGAGGCAUUGCAUCGAACCUCACCGUCUUGUGCACGUGCUGUCAGGACACCUUUCCGGAGGUUGUCCCCAAUCCACAUUUUCUCUACAUACCAUUUUUUACUCGUAUAUUAUUACGUUUAUUAUCAUUGCAUACUCGAAUUUUAUAAAGGAAAUUUUAUAAUAAAAAUUCAUUAUUACUACAUAUGCCUUAUAACUAGUGGUGCUAACAUUGUUAACUUUUUGAUACAUACGCGGAUAUUUUGUAAUACGUUAUGAAUAUUGGAAACUGAGAAACUCGAACUAUAGACUAACCUUAAGUUUAAAAGAAUAAAAAGAGUUAUUCAAUUCAAGUGCCUUUUUAAUAAAGAAAAUUUAAUUGAAAAAUAA
Molecule: messenger RNA, 12102 nt
Organism: Hermetia illucens (black soldier fly)
Lineage: Eukaryota; Metazoa; Arthropoda; Insecta; Diptera; Stratiomyidae
Exons: 5
Coding region: 559-11712 (3717 amino acids)
Biological process (GO): microtubule anchoring
Cellular component (GO): ciliary basal body; centriole; cytoskeleton
Molecular function (GO): microtubule binding
Source: RefSeq, a predicted model, not a curated record